AAAUCCCGUACCCAAGUUAAUACAUUAUUCCUGGAGUAGCUGUCACGACAAUAAGAUAAAGAAUAAAACCGAGUAAUCAGUGACGCGCGAAGCGUUCAGCCCUUGACAAAUAUACGAUCUCCUAAACUCAAGAUCUUCAGACAACUACCGUGCGUAUAUUUGCACUCGGAUAAUUGUCAAGUUGUUAUCAGGCUUCCCCCCAUCUCGAGUGCGCAAGUAUAAAUCGAGUAAAUGCGGGAGUCACUGUUAAAAGAACCUCCGCACAUUCAAAACUCAAUUCCCUCGGUCGAGUGCCGUAAAAUUCCCAGCAAUCAGUAUUUUACAAUUAAUAGCCCUCAAAACGUCGAAAAUAAUGUGCAUUCUCUUCAUUUAUCGAAACCCCAGCGCGACUGGAUCGGAUUAUCGUUUGAUUGUUGCAACAAAUAGAGACGAGAAUUAUCAUCGACCGACGAGAGCUGCAUAUUACUGGGAAAAUCAUCCAGAUUGUUUAGGAGGGACUGACGAGGAACCGACGAAGGAGGGAGGCACUUGGCUGGCGAUUUCUACGAAAGGCCGCGGCGGGGUACUUCUAAAUCUCUCCGAGCCACCCACUGAAAAUCCUCGGGAUGGGCCAGACACCCCGAAGAAGGGCCGCGGGUUCCUGGUGACGAACUACGUCGUGUCCAGGGAGACUACAGAGAAUUACUUAAGUACUUUGUAUGAGGAGAACAGGAAGUUCGAUACGUACAAUCCGUACACGUUGGUUCUUCUUGAUUUGAAAACAGCUGAAGUGAGUUUCUUAAGCAGUUCUAGAAACAGCAAAGGGCCAGAACUAUCAGUAACCGACACGAUCCUGGGUUUUGGUAACACAUCGGUGGAGACUCCUUACAAAAAAGUGACAAAUGGAAAGGAGCAAUUUAAGCAAAUCGUCACCGACUCCAAAAGCACUCACGAGAACGUGCUCAUCGAGAAGCUCAUCCACUUCCUCAAAUCGAACGAGCAGCAUUUGCCUGACGAUGUAAUGGAGGAGAUCCACCAGGAGGAGAGCAAAGCCCUCAGUUCGAUAUUUGUGCACGCAGGGGAGCGAAAUUAUGGCACGAGAACACACACUGUGAUACUCGUUGACGCCUCAGACAGAGUUACAUUCGUCGAAGAAACCAUGAACGAGGAUAAAACGUGGAGUCGUCAGCGUUUCGUCACAUCUCUCGAGUGAAAUUAUUCAAUCAAAUCGUCAAUUAACGAAGUAUUGAAACUGGAAAUUUCCAUGGAGAUCGCGCGUAUCUCUAUUUGAAUAUUUUCAUAAUUACAGACUGCUCAUGUGAUAUAGCAACGCAAAUUUUUUCAUUUCAAUUUUUUCAUGCGUCUGUAAAUAAUUCCAAGUUCAAUUGUAAUUAAACUCGACCAAAACCUCAACGAUUUUUCCCUUCAACAUGUGAAUAUUCUCAAAUUUAUACUCAAAGUUAAUGAACACCAAAAAAAAAUUUAAAAAAUUGCCGGAUAUUUAGCUAUCAAUAGACCCAUCAUCUCUAGUAUCGUUGGUAUCAUCGUCUUCUCCAAGGAUAUCAGACUCUGACUCAUCUGCACUCGAAACAUUGUUAUCAGUGCUGAUAUCUGGAAUGGUGGGCUCCUCGGAGGUUGUUGAAUUCUGUAACAGAACAAAUCUCAAAUAAUAAUUUUGCGCAUAUUUUCUCAA
Messenger RNA from Diachasma alloeum, 1672 nucleotides. It is a transcript of the gene Tango2, whose product is annotated as transport and Golgi organization 2 homolog. The record is from RefSeq and is a predicted model, not a curated record. The transcript is spliced from 4 exons. Lineage: Eukaryota; Metazoa; Arthropoda; Insecta; Hymenoptera; Braconidae. Gene Ontology annotation, cellular component: Golgi apparatus. Gene Ontology annotation, biological process: protein secretion; Golgi organization. The coding region runs from base 353 to 1192 and encodes 279 amino acids.